UUUACGGGACUCAACAGAACCACAUCUAAUAUAGAGCCGCGAACUUACACCAGAAGUAAUGGCAUUGAAGAGACCGAUGAUAUCAAAUACAUCGAUGAUGUGGAGAAUGAGGCGAUUAAAGACGAACUGUUCGGUGAAUUCGGUUUCACUUUCGACCAAAUCACUGAAAUGCAAGGCCUGAGCAUCGCUUCGGCCAUCUAUAAGACCUAUCCGGCGAUCGUCAACAACAAGACCACAAAAGUACUCAUAUGUUGUGGAUCUGAGUUGUUGGGCAAGAGUGGACUCGUGGCCGCCCGUCAUCUCAAACUGUUUGGUUUUCGUGCGACAAUAUAUAACCCAACGCCGGGAAAGACACCGCAUUAUCAUCGGCUCAUCAGACAGUGUCAAGAGUUUGAGAUCUCAUUCCUAUCGUAUUUGCCGAAUGAGUCGCGACUUAUCGCCGAAUCCUAUGAACUAAUCGUCGACGUUAUGGAAGACUAUUCCCAGAGUUUGAGUUCACAGACUCACGACAUACUGACAAAACUGGUGGAGGUUUGCAACGCCGGCAUUCCUGUCAUCAGUGUUGACGUGCCCUUCGGCUGGACUCCCAAUGACGGGCCGCCCAGGAAUGGCAUUCCCGUACUUUUGCCCGAAUGUCUCAUAUCAUUGAUUGCACCGAAAAAGUGCGCCAAACUCUUCACCGGUCGUCACCAUUGGUUGGGCGGAAGGUUUAUAUUGCCAUCACUUUCGCGUAAAUACAAACUUAAUUCACCAAAAUAUGACGGAUCCGAACAAAUUGUCGCCAUCGAUACCCAUUGCUAUUAACACUAUUAUA
This is a messenger RNA of Medioppia subpectinata, 814 nucleotides long. The record is from the annotation of a GenBank genome assembly. Lineage: Eukaryota; Metazoa; Arthropoda; Arachnida; Sarcoptiformes; Oppiidae.